Adelges cooleyi (spruce gall adelgid) is the source of this 1107-nucleotide messenger RNA. RefSeq lists its product as uncharacterized. The transcript has 7 exons. NCBI's taxonomy places the organism in Eukaryota, Metazoa, Arthropoda, Insecta, Hemiptera, Adelgidae. The coding region runs from base 1 to 1107 and encodes 368 amino acids. The record is from RefSeq and is a predicted model, not a curated record.
AUGGUAGAACGUGAGUUAAGUUUUGCAAAGUCAGGAGAAACUGAUUACAAAAAUGAAACUGAACCUUCGACUGAACUUCCCAACGAAAAACACGACAACGAUGAGCUCGACAAGGACUACAGUUUUUACCGAUUAUUGGUGAAAAACAAUAUAUUUAAACUUCUCGACUCUGCGCGUAAGCGUCGGGCUUGCCUUUGGUUGCAGAAGCUUGAUGACGAAACGGACAAGUCGCUGAAGUGCGCUUACAUUAAGUUGAUGCUGGUCUCUCUUCAGCACACCGAAGGCAACUUGAGUCUGUUCAAACACGGCCCACCAGUGUCGUUACAGUUUAUCACCAACAGCACUAAAUCGAUAAAGGAGCUGAUCGAUUCGAUGUUGGUCAUUGAAAAAGACGCCGUCGAAGAGAGCAGCUUGAUGCAAACUUCAUCCGUGUCGUCGGACAUGACCAGCUACGCCACGUUAUUAGCCACCGACACUUUACUGCAGGCUUACUACGCUAGAUCUGAUUACCCGAUCGACACGUGGAACCUGCCCGAGAAAGUCGACUACCCCAUCGGAAUUCGUUCGGCGUCCAAAUGGGAGAAGGCGUUAUCCUUUAUGCCGGCGGUUCACAAUUACGCGAUGGUCGACGAAGACGAGAACGACGAGGUGGCCGCGGCAGUCGACGAAAAAGAAAGUUCUCGAGCUUCCGCAGCGAAAAUCGAAGACGAAGAGGAUUCCAAAUCGCAGCCUUCCGGCGAAACUGAUCCGAUGAAAACCGAAAAAGAAUGUAGGAAAAUAAUGACUGACGAGCAAAUGGUCAUCAACGAAUUUCACGAUUUCCGAUGGUACGAACACAGCAGAUUAGAUGGUUCCCUGAGGCCUCUAAAUGAGUUCUGCAUAGAAGGACAUCCCGAAUGCUAUCAUGACAAAACUCAAUUAGAUUUGGAUGAACAAGCUGUUAAUAUAGUGAACAAAGUGUUGCCGGGCCGCGUCCGUCUUACUUUAGAUCCGGAAAUUAUCUAUAGGACAACCGAAACCGAAUUAAAAGUCACCAAUCCGUGUAAAAAGCCAAAGUUCAGCGAUCACGACCAAACUCUGAACAUAGAUUUCUCCGAUAGCGCAUAG